UUCUAUUUUUGGCUGCGGGGCUGUGCUGGCUCCCGGUUGAUUUAAGGGGGGCCCCAUGUCCCCUUGUAGGGAGGAGCCCCGAACCCUGCCCUGCCAUGGAGACCCUGAUCCCCGUGAUCAACAAACUGCAGGAGAUUUUCAACACUGUGGGGGCCGAGGUGAUCCAGCUGCCCCAGAUUGUGGUGAUCGGGGCCCAGAGCAGCGGGAAGAGCUCGGUUCUGGAGAGCAUUGUGGGUCGCGACUUCCUGCCCCGGGGCUCAGGCAUUGUCACCCGGCGGCCUCUGGUCCUGCAGCUGGUGAACGUGCCAUCGCUGGAGGAGCGGCAACGUGCAGCCAGUGGGGAGACAAGUACCCAGGCUGAGGAGUGGGCGACCUUCCUGCAUUGCAAGCACAAGACCUUCACCGACUUCGAUGAGAUCCGGCAGGAGAUCGAGACUGAGACCGAG
Molecule: messenger RNA, 446 nt
Organism: Terrapene triunguis (Three-toed box turtle)
Lineage: Eukaryota; Metazoa; Chordata; Testudines; Emydidae
Product: dynamin-1-like protein
Exons: 4
Biological process (GO): mitochondrial fission
Cellular component (GO): microtubule; mitochondrion; cytoplasm
Molecular function (GO): microtubule binding; GTPase activity; GTP binding
Source: RefSeq, a predicted model, not a curated record